Messenger RNA from Hyla sarda, 906 nucleotides. Its product is annotated as protein L-Myc-1-B-like. NCBI's taxonomy places the organism in Eukaryota, Metazoa, Chordata, Amphibia, Anura, Hylidae. The transcript has 2 exons. Gene Ontology annotation, molecular function: protein dimerization activity; DNA-binding transcription factor activity, RNA polymerase II-specific; RNA polymerase II cis-regulatory region sequence-specific DNA binding. Gene Ontology annotation, biological process: regulation of transcription by RNA polymerase II. The record is from RefSeq and is a predicted model, not a curated record. Bases 1 to 684 code for a protein of 227 amino acids.
AUGUUGGCACCACAGCCCUGCGUCAAUGUUCUGCAGUCUAGCCUUAUUUUCAUGUGUCAGGUCACCGCUCAGGUGGUGCUUAUAUCCCAUUCCUCUGGAUCUGAAAGUACAAGUGACUCUGAAGAGGAUGAAAUUGACGUUGUGACUGUGGGAAAAAGGAAGUCUUAUCACGGCCGUCAGCCAGUGACCUUAACAGUGAGAGCAGACCCACUAGAUACUGUUACAAAACUCUUCCACAUAUCUAUCCACCAACAGCAACAUAACUACGCUGCACGCCUGCCCCCUGAGCCCAGUACUACCCCUCCACCGGACUGUCCAUCUCCUGCUGCAGAAGAGCCUGGUGAAGUCAGCUGCCCUUCAGUGCAGCCCUGCAGCCCCAUUGAACCUAACUCACCUACUCAGUCAGGAGGCUUGGACAGUGAGGACCUGGCCAAGCGAAAGAAUCACAACUAUAUGGAGCGCAAAAGGAGGAACGAUUUACGCUCACGAUUCCUGGCACUUAGAGAAGAGGUGCCUGGUCUGGCCCAUGCAUCCAAAACUCCCAAAGUUGUAGUUCUGAGUAAAGCGACAGAGUACUUGCAAGGUUUGGUUAGUGCUGAACAACAUCUUUUAGCAGAGAAACUAAAACUUCGUACUCGUCGCCAGCAGCUCUUGAGGAGAAUUUCCCAGUUGAAGAGCUGUUAAGAGGGACACAUGGCAGGAGUCUGUCUGGCACAUUUGCACAUUUGUGAAGUUAUGUCUUGGGAUUGCACAAAACUGAGACUUUCACUUCUGGGUCAGUGCUUCUCAAAGCGCUACUGGAGAAAGGGUUGGUCAUAUCAGGUGAAUCUACAUGGUUCCUCAGGUUCUACAUAUGACUUUGUUUAUCUUUCUACACAACAGAAUCUGGACUUUCUGCGUAGACUU